GAGGGGGCGCCAUGGGGUGAUGUGAGAUACGAGGCUCUCAGAUUGCGUGCAAAUGACGCAUUCCAAAUCCUUUGGGCAACUAGAUUUCAGUUCCAAUAUGAGAUGUUCCGGUAAAGAGGGGGGGCGGGCUCUCGAUCCAGGCAGCCUCGCUUCCGUUCGGCUGCAACUGCUUCCGACCUCCGCCUCUCCCUCUAGCGAGGAAGAGACAGGACCUCGUGCGCAUGCUCGGAAUCAUCCACCGAGGGGCGGGGCUGCAGCUGCGGGAGCAGGAUGGGGGAAAGAGAAGGGAAUUCCAACCUGUAGAACUUUGGGGGGGUCCUAUGGUCGGGUUCUUCCCGGCGACUGUGGAUGGUGAAAGGGGCGGGACCUUUGGAGGCUCGUGGGAGUGUUGGGGUUCGCAGGGUGAGGAAGGGGGUGUCAAGUGUGAGAGAGGUGCAGGACUUCCAAACUUAGAACCUCGAGGCCCUUGGGGCUCAGUUCCAGGGACGGGGCGCUCCGGCCGCCAUGCGCGACAGGACCCAUGAGCUGAGGCAGGGGGAUAACAGCUCGGACGAUGAAGAUGAGGUUCGAGUCGCGCUGGUGGUGCACCCAGGUACCGCCCGGCUGGGCAGCCCGGAUGAUGAGUUCUUCCAGAAGGUCCAGACAAUUCGGCAAACUAUGGCCAGACUGGAGAGUAAAGUCCGGGAGUUGGAGAAACAGCAGGUCACCAUCCUGGCCACGCCCCUUCCCGAGGAGAGCAUGAAGCAGGGCCUGCAGAACCUGCGCGAGGAGAUCAAACAGCUGGGGAGAGAGGUCCGGGCACAGCUAAAAGCCAUAGAGCCCCAGAAGGAAGAAGCUGAUGAGAAUUAUAACUCAGUCAACACAAGAAUGAAAAAAACCCAGCACGGGGUCUUGUCCCAGCAAUUUGUUGAGCUCAUCAACAAGUGCAACUCCAUGCAGUCGGAAUACCGGGAGAAGAACGUGGAGCGCAUUCGGAGGCAGCUGAAGAUCACCAAUGCAGGAAUGGUGUCUGACGAGGAGCUGGAGCAGAUGCUGGACAGCGGGCAGAGCGAAGUGUUUGUCUCCAACAUACUGAAGGACACACAGGUGACACGCCAGGCCCUGAAUGAGAUCUCAGCACGACACAGUGAGAUCCAGCAGCUAGAGCGCAGUAUCCGUGAACUCCACGAGAUCUUCACUUUUCUAGCAACCGAGGUGGAGAUGCAGGGGGAGAUGAUCAACCGUAUUGAGAAGAACAUCCUGAGCUCAGCAGACUAUGUGGAACGUGGGCAGGAGCAUGUCAAGAUAGCCCUAGAGAACCAGAAGAAGGCGAGGAAGAAAAAAGUCAUGAUUGCCAUCUGUGUCUCUGUCACUGUCCUCAUCCUGGCUGUCAUCAUUGGCAUCACCAUAACCAUUGGAUAGUGCCACAUGUUCUCGGACUGGGAGAGCCAGAGACCCAGCAUGUGUGGAGCAGGGCAGGCCUCCAGCUGAACCCGCCCUCACACUGGCCCUUGUGCAGAGGGGCAUAUGGUUCUUCUGGGGUUGGCAGCUGCUCCUUCAUGGAGCCCUCCCUUCACACCACAAUGCCUGGGAGAGAGUUUGCAGUGUCCUGUUUGUCUGGGACACAUGGUUUUGUAAAAAAUUAAAAAAACAAAAACAAAAAAGCUUGA
Molecule: messenger RNA, 1649 nt
Organism: Peromyscus californicus insignis
Lineage: Eukaryota; Metazoa; Chordata; Mammalia; Rodentia; Cricetidae
Gene: Stx4
Product: syntaxin 4
Exons: 11
Coding region: 505-1401 (298 amino acids)
Biological process (GO): exocytosis; vesicle fusion; intracellular protein transport
Cellular component (GO): SNARE complex; plasma membrane; endomembrane system
Molecular function (GO): SNARE binding; SNAP receptor activity
Source: RefSeq, a predicted model, not a curated record